AUGAUCCAGGAAGGUUGUUCUUUUGUUGGAACAUCUUUUGUGAGUUUUUCGGACAUGAAGGCAUUCCAGGUCCUGCUGGUGCUUCUUCUGACUGCUGCAGCAGCUGACGCUCAGUCUUUCCACCUUGGAAGCUGUCCUCAGCCGCCUGUGCAAGAGGACUUCAACAUUACAAAGUAUAUGGGCACCUGGUAUGAAAUAGAGAAGCUCCCGGCCAUGUUUGAGAGAGGAAAGUGUAACCAAGCCACAUACAGUCCUCUCGCAGAUGGGACAGUCAGCGUUCGCAAUGCAGAGCUGCUACCCAACAGGAAGAUAAAUUCAAUUGAGGGUGUUGCCAUAGUUAAAAACUCAUCUCAACCAGCUAUUCUGGGAGUCAGCUUCUUUAAAGGUGUUCCAGAUGCUCCGUACUGGGUGCUCUCCACAGACUACCAGUCAUAUGCUCUGGUGUACUCUUGCUCUGACUACUUUGGCCUCUUCCACGUCGACUUCGCCUGGAUCCUAGCUCGCACCCGCGUGUUGACUGAGGACCUCAUCAGCCAGUUGCAUGAUAAACUGGCUGCUGCUGGUGUGAAUGUAAACCGCCUUACAGUGAGCAAUCAGACAGGAUGUGAUGUCAUGUACUGA
Molecule: messenger RNA, 621 nt
Organism: Chelmon rostratus (copperband butterflyfish)
Lineage: Eukaryota; Metazoa; Chordata; Actinopteri; Chaetodontiformes; Chaetodontidae
Product: apolipoprotein D-like
Exons: 6
Coding region: 1-621 (206 amino acids)
Biological process (GO): tissue regeneration; lipid transport; brain development
Molecular function (GO): lipid binding
Source: RefSeq, a predicted model, not a curated record